CUGGGUGAAGGUAAAGAGUGAUCAUGUGGACAUUGGUGCUCCUCCUCACAAUAGGAAUAGUGGAUUUGGGUAUUGGCCAACACUACAGCCAGAUCCAGUGGCUGUCCCACCUGCGCAGGCGGCAAUGGCACGCUGGCUUGCAGGCUGAGGAUGCGGAUUGCCCCCUGGAGUGUAACUGCCCCUCAGCCUACCCCACAGCCAUGUACUGUCAUAGCCGCAACCUUCAGCAUGUUCCCUAUGUUCCCUCGCAUAUAAAGUAUGUCUACCUGCAGCAUAACCAGAUCACAGGCAUCCAGGAUGGGGUGUUUGACAACGCUACCAACCUGGUCUGGAUUGUGUUAUUUCACAACAAGCUCAGCUCAGACAAAAUCGGCAAGAACGUCUUCAGCAAGCUCAAGAACUUGGAUCGGCUCCUCUUGGAUCACAAUGACCUAACACAUGUGCCUCCUAACUUGCCCACUUCAAUCACAGACCUGCGACUUGGGCACAACAAGAUAUCAAAACUCCUCUCCAGCUCAUUCGAGGGGAUGGCCAACCUCACCACCCUUCAUCUCCAAGCAAAUGACAUAGAAGACGUUGGAGGUGUGUUCAAGGGGUUCAAGUCUCUGACAAUGCUGGAUAUCAGGAAAAACAAGCUAAGGAAAAUCCCUGGCAACCUCCCUGUGAUGGUGCAACAGCUAUACCUGGAAUUUAAUAAUAUAGAAAGCAUUCCAGCAGACUUUCUCACCAUGUAUCCCAAACUGCAGUUUGUCCGCUUGGCUCAUAACAAGCUGACUGAUAAAGGACUUCCUUCCAGUGUCUUCAAUAUCAGCACAUUGGUCGAGCUUGACCUGUCCUUCAAUAAACUGGAAAAGAUCCCUGUUGUCAGUAUGAACCUGGAGAACCUUUACUUGCAAGGCAAUAAGAUUAAAGAGUUCUCCCUGAGCAGUUUCUGCAGUGCUGUUGACAUGUCAAACUUCUCCAGGCUGAAGAUGCUCCGUCUCGAUGCUAAUGAGAUCAGUGCCAAAGACAUUCCUGCUGAAGCCGCCUACUGUUUGCGGCUUGUUGCUUUCAUUGAUGUGUAG
Messenger RNA from Pelmatolapia mariae (spotted tilapia), 1064 nucleotides. RefSeq names its product fibromodulin b (gene fmodb). Gene Ontology annotation, molecular function: protein binding. The record is from RefSeq and is a predicted model, not a curated record. The coding region runs from base 24 to 1064 and encodes 346 amino acids. The transcript has 3 exons. NCBI's taxonomy places the organism in Eukaryota, Metazoa, Chordata, Actinopteri, Cichliformes, Cichlidae.